Messenger RNA from Oncorhynchus nerka (sockeye salmon), 1082 nucleotides. RefSeq names its product scavenger receptor cysteine-rich domain-containing group B protein-like. Gene Ontology annotation, molecular function: serine-type endopeptidase activity. The transcript is spliced from 4 exons. Gene Ontology annotation, biological process: zymogen activation. Gene Ontology annotation, cellular component: plasma membrane. The record is from RefSeq and is a predicted model, not a curated record. Bases 135 to 662 code for a protein of 175 amino acids. Lineage: Eukaryota; Metazoa; Chordata; Actinopteri; Salmoniformes; Salmonidae.
UCCAGGCUCAAAGCGUCAGUCCACCAGCUGAAGACUCAGUCAGACUGGUGAAUGGGACCACUUCCUGUUCUGGGACAGUGGAAGUCUUCUAUGAAGGAGAGUGGUUGGGUCUAUGUUCUAGUUGGUUGUGGGACAUGAUGAGAGAUACUAAUGUUGUGUGUAGAGAGCUGGACUGUGGGAAUCCUGUAGCUGAAUCUGGAGGACCUCUGAUUGAAGAUGGAAGAAGAGGAGUCAGACUAUUGAGAUGUAGUGGACAUGAGUCUUCUAUUAGACAGUGUAACAUCAUAGGAGGACCUGGUUUCUGUUUUGGUGAAUAUUAUCAUCAUGUGAUCUGUUCAGAGUCUGUGCGGCUUGUGGAUGGAGCUGGUCUCUGCUCUGGGAGAGUGGAGGUGAAGUCCAAUCAGUCCUGGGCCUCAGUGUGUGAAGCUGACUUUGACCGGCAGGAUGCAGAGGUAGUCUGUAGGGAUGUUGGCUGUGGGGCUCCUGCAGCUCUACAGGGGGGGGGCUCUAUGGAGAAGGUGAGGGUCAGACCUGGGAUAAAGAGUUCCAGUGUAAAGGCAAAGAGUCCCUUCUCCUGGACUGUGACACCUCAGACAGAGAGAACAACACCUGCCUACCUGGUAAUGCUGUUGGACUCACCUGCUCAGAGCCUGAUGAUGUGAGGCUGGUGGGAGGAGGCAGUCGCUGUGCUGGUAGAGUGGAGUGGUACGACCAGGGAGAGUGGAGGACUGUGGGAGCUGAGGACGAGGACCAGGAGAAUGUAGCUGCAGUAGUGUGUAGACAGUUGGGUUGUGGUUCCACUGUUUCAGCACUACCUGGAUACACCACUAGAGGGUUUGGAGUUUUCUGUGAUGGGGAUGAGUCUUCACUGAGGAAGUGUAGAAGAUCGUAUGAUCUCCGUCCUGGACUCACAGUGAUCUGCUCAGGUCAUAACAAUAGAUUAUAAUUACAUUCAACUGAUUUCCUUCAUUCAUACAACUUCCUCUGCACCUCUCAUGAUGACUGUUUAACUUGUCAGUCUGCUUUACUAAAUAGAUCACUCAGUCAAGUAGAAAUCAAAUACAACUUAAAUAUCCCAGAAU